CAUUGUGCGUUAGUGUGUGGUAGCGUUGUGUUGUGUCGCAAACCGUAAGGUCCGCCGCGGCCCUAGUGACCGAGAGAGCGUUGCGCGUGUACUGUUCAGUAGCGUGUCGCCCGCGGUAUUCGGCCAUUGUCGGUUCACGCUCAUGAAUGCGAGUGCAGUGUCGGCAAAAUGCGGUGGCGGGCGCGCGCGGCGCCUUCCCGCGCCAAAGAACGCGCGAACAUCAGCUUCUUCAUCUUCAUUAUGUUCUUCGCUGUGUUUGGUGUAAUUGUGUUGACUGAGUUGUUGUUACUCGAACGACCUACGCCAGGCUCUACGAGAUCGCGGUAUAAUGAAGAUCUUCAGGGUUGGGAAGGAAGAACAGAAACUGGUGGCGAAGGUGCGGAGCCACCGCCACCGGCGCAUGCGCCGUUGGACGCAGUCUGGCAGCCAGUAGCUGGCACUCGAUUUAGAUUCUACGUGUACUCUGCUUACGUGGAGCGACGCACCGUGGCCGCAGUGCGCGUUAUCGCAGCGACAAAAACGCGCGGUGCGGACGCUGUCAUGUGCCGUUUGUGGUUGUCAGAUAACCGCACUGUCACUCUUAAGGCUAGAGUCAAGCCAAUUCGUGAAAAUUGGAACCUAAGAUACAGUGCUACGUAUGUGUUAUGCUUGUUGCGUGACUCAGGGAUUAAGCCCCAAGAAACAGUCGGCGCUUCAUUGUCGUUAGUGGCCAGUACAGCUCCAAACAGACCGCCAACUAACCUGCUGACUGUGAGAGACACAGAGCCGAAAAGCGGCAUUGAGGAAACUCUACAUGUUUGCGUCAAGCCAUUCCAUUUCUCGUACUCGAGGGACGAAUGGCUGGUGGAAUGGUUCGAACUGAACCGUCUCCUGGGUGUCAGUCAUUUCUACAUGUACAAUGAGUCGCUGAGUGCACAGGUGGCCUGCCUAUUGGACCACUAUCGCAAAAAAGGUCUUGUGACUUUGUUACCUUGGAAGCUACCCAUUGUGUCAAAAGUGGAAAUUAGGACAGAGGGACAAUUCGCAGCGUUUAACGAUUGUCUGUACCGGUCCAUGUCGACGGCGGGUUGGCUUCUCGUCAUAGAUGUAGAUGAGGUCAUAUUGCCGCGGCGUGAGAGAACAUUACCAGCGCUGCUGACGGCUCUAAGAGCUGCGUACAACCCGCCCUCAAAGGCGCCUUCCGCGUUUUUGUUUAGAAACGCCUUCUUUUACCUUCGAUGGGAGGACGAUGCCGAAGCUCCAGCGCCACUGGUAACAGCGCGCAAGACUCGUCGCUGGGCCGCGCCGCACGCGCUGAAGAACCGCAGCAAGUACGCUCUGCGGCCGCGGGACGCCGUCGAGCUGGGGAACCACUUCGUGUGGGAGCUGGCGCCCGGGGCCAGCUCCGUGGGCGUUCCCACCGACAGGGCGCUGCUACACCACUAUAGGAUUGCUUGCGAGUACGGUGGUGUACAAUGUCUAACAGUACCGUCGACGGUGGACCGAACGGCUCACCGAUGGUCGGACGAGUUGAUACAACGUGUGUCUUCGGAGAAGGAACAGGUAGCGAAGACGUGUCCCGCCUAAACGAUAUCAGCCAAAACCGUUAUUCAACAAUAUAGGUAAAUCAUUAUCUCAUUAGAAAAAAUUGUUUUGUAAUUAUUUUUUUUCUUAAUUAAUUCAAUAAGGUUAAACGUGCUACACACUUAUGUCGAGCACGUUAGAUUUGGCAGUAUUUGUCGAACAACAAACCUACCAGAAAUAAUCACAACACUGGAGACCGUUCGGCAUACCUUCGCAGAAUUGGCUUGUGGGGGCCGGCUGUGUGGUUACACCGAGCGGUCUUCUCGCUCCUGAAUAUAUAUAUUCCAUUUAAUUGCCCGGGUUUAACGAUUAAUGUCCGCUUAUGUGUGUAACACGCUUUAAACGCGACCAAACCAAGUAGACGACUGGCAAAUGCACGUCACAAGUUUUGAAUACGAACUGCGAAAAAUAAAAUUAUAGCGGGUAAUAAAAAUUUAAUAACGGAAUUAUAAAUAUCAAACUUCAGCAGAAUAAAUAAAAAAUUGUUAUAAAACCGUUACCUGAGGCGGUAAGUGGGGGGUGGCUCGCGUUAGACAGGAGUUUAUACGUUCCAUGCUUUCGUCAAGUUGUCUUAGUUGAGUAGUAAUUGUAAAUUCAUACGGCCCUAUAAAAGAUAUGUAGAGGGUGUUUAGUUCAACGAUGCUGUUUCAUUUUUUUUCAUACGUCAAAUCAAUGACGACGGAAAGAGACAAAACAAUGUUUAACUAAACACCCGCUUAACCUUUCUUAAGUAAGGCCAUUAUUCAAUUUGAUGAUAUUUUACUAAGGAUGAUAUUACUUGAGUUAAUUGAAGUCCAUUCCACGAAACGAACUCCCAAAGAAAUUCGCCCGUGUGCGCUCAUUGGUUAAUACCAAUGAGAUACGUAUAUUUUGUCACUUAUGAUUCGUUCGACUCAUGGAAUGGACUGGAUAUGAUUUGCAGUACUGAGUAUUAAUCACAUAAUUGAAGUACAAUAAACUGUCUGUUAUAUAAUGUUAAUCCUUCCUUAUACGUUCGUUUAAUAAUGCUAAAAGUCCAAACUGUGAAAAUUUGCUGUAUAAAACUACGGUGGAUUGUUAAAUACAAUGUUAAUGAAUAAUAAUAAUUAAAAUAGUUUAUCAAAUGAAUGUACAAAGUCUUGGUCAUAAAUAACGACAAAUGUUUUUUGCUUAUUUUUUGUUCAAAUAUGAUUUUCUUAAUUUCCUUUUACGGGAAUUGAUUUUAUGUUUUUAGGACAGGGUAGGGUGGGGUCGUUUUAUAUCCAGUUUUUAUAUUUUUGAUUUUUUCGCUUACAAGUAUUGUUCUAUACGUUUUAGUAGCAUGUUUUCAUGGAGCGAUUAAUGUUGCCAUUACAUUUGUUAUGCAAAGUAAUACAAAAAUAUUUAUCAAAUAUUGGUUAUAUUCUCUGACCAAAAAAUAUAAUAAUCUCAUGCAUUUAUUUAUAUUAUUAAGAGUAUUAGGAAUCGACAUGGCCCAGUGACUAUAGCCGUGGUAUGCAAAACUAACUGAGCUUUCAUGUUCUUAAUCUUGUGUUUGCAGAGGUGACCGAAUAUAACCCAGCGAUGGGUUAUUUCUGUCUGUUUAUUUCCUACAAAUAUUUACAGAUAUUUUUGUAUCCAUGCCAUAUUACAAGUUCGCUAUUUUACGGGUGAAUAAAUUACAGUUAAUAUUUUAAUUAUUUAUACAUAUAAGUCUAAAUACAUAUAUACAUAUUCUUUAUUCGCAACUGUAUCACCCUUUUAAUAACUAGUUGGCUUUUUGUGACUAUCAAAUAUGGCCGAAUAUAUUUCUUGGUCCGAGAAUAGAAAAUAUAUAUCUUCGAAAUAUGGCCUCUUCAAUAGACCCAUUGCCCCAAAUACAUACCAUACUAUUAGAGGACCACUGAUUUUAAUUCCAUUCUAAAUCAAAUUCAUGUAACAUCUUUCCUAUUGAAAUACGUAUUGCGACUAUUUUUUAGUAAUAAUUAAAUUAAGUACAUAAGGUUUAAUAUAAAAUUUUGUCGUUAAAAUGUUAUAUUAAAAUAGAUUGCUCAAUAAAUUGUCACUAUCAGUAUUAUUUCGAUUCUUUGUCGAUUCAACAAUAAAAUUUAAACGUAUUAAAUUUUAAAUAAAGUUAGGUAUAAUAAAAAUAUGAUACCGUUAUUGUUUUAUGUAAUCUGUAAAUUGUACAAAAUAAAGUCGCUUUCUGUUACUGUCUGUAUCUCCGCUUUUUGAUUCUAAACCGAUUUUAUUCGUUUUUAAUGAGCGAUAAACGAGGAAGGCUUGUAUAUAUAAUUUUAUAAAUAUUUUCUUCAAAAUGACUCAACUAACAAUAAAAUAAAUUGACCUAGAACCAGUGAAAAUUAUCCAAAUUGAAUUUAUAAGGCGUGGAUUGGUUGAUCUAAGUUUCUCAGUAAAAAUUAUUAUUCAUGUUUGUCAUUAUUGACAUACGUUAAAUGAAUAAACGUUUUAAAUAUAUCUAUGCAAAGCGCACUUUCCAUUUUCUUUAUUAAUAAAUUUCAGCCUUGCGAAACCAAGACGGGUUGCUAGUUUAAUAUAUAAUGUUGCCAUGACAAAAAGAGCUUAUUUUUAUUUGAAACAAUAUAUUUUUUUAUAUACCUAAUGUAAAUGUCAAAUAAUUUUGUUGAUUUUUGUUGAAUCGACGUUGCAAUAAUAAAAAUAACAUAUAUUGAAUUAAAAGUUGAAUGCAUCGUUUAUAAAUAUACUGGCCAAAUAAAUUGUUUCGGCAAUGCGGCCUCUGAGGAUAAUAAAUUAAUGUUAUAAGUAGUUUACAUAAAUGUGGUAUGAAGCACAAUAAUUUGUGGUCUUUGUAUAUAAACUUAUGUGUUUAUGUUAUAUAUUGUAAAUAAUAUAACUAUAAUUAUAAAAAUAGCAUAAUAUUUAAAAAUUGCAGUUUAACCAUAAUAUUGUACCUUAUCAACUUUUGUGAAAAUUAUUUUUAUAUUUAUUCUAGAAAACAUUGAAGAUUAAUCCUUCUUUUUAAAGCCACAGGAUAGUGUUUAUUUAAUAAAUUUGAAGUAGGUUUGUUUAUUAAGCAAGACACAAAUAUCUAUGAUAAUAAAAAUGAGCCAAAUGGAUAUAGAUGUGUUGUCAUUU
Vanessa tameamea is the source of this 4638-nucleotide messenger RNA. RefSeq lists its product as uncharacterized. The transcript has 8 exons. Gene Ontology annotation, cellular component: cytoplasm. Lineage: Eukaryota; Metazoa; Arthropoda; Insecta; Lepidoptera; Nymphalidae. The record is from RefSeq and is a predicted model, not a curated record. Bases 169 to 1566 code for a protein of 465 amino acids. Gene Ontology annotation, molecular function: glycosyltransferase activity.